Messenger RNA from Mycosarcoma maydis (corn smut), 1056 nucleotides. RefSeq lists its product as uncharacterized. The coding region runs from base 1 to 1056 and encodes 351 amino acids. The record is from RefSeq and is a predicted model, not a curated record. NCBI's taxonomy places the organism in Eukaryota, Fungi, Basidiomycota, Ustilaginomycetes, Ustilaginales. The transcript has a single exon.
AUGCCGCUCAACACGACCUCUUUCUUAGUGUCGCAAGGGUGGGAGGGAGUCGGCGUUCCCCUGGAUGGAAAAGCGGGCAAGGGUCUCAAGAAACCCCUUGCAAUCACACAAAAGAAAACUCUCUCCGGUAUAGGCAAGGAUCGAGAUCGUGCCGAUGAUUGGUGGAACAGCAUUUUCACUGCCGGAGCAAAGAGCCUAUCCAUUGGACCUUCACCUGCUUCGUCGGGUGCAUCUACACCAACUCUCGACAAAUCCAAGCCUUCGACUAGCACCACGUCGUGGAGCAUGGGAGAGAGGUCAGCCGCAUCAGCUACCAUGUCGCUUUCAUCCCUCGCUAAGCGUGAACAUGCUCGAAAAACGCUCAUGAGCAACUUUGUUCGCGGCAAACCUAUUGUUCCCGCUGUCGAGCCAAUAGACAAUCGUAGGCCUCCUUCUGCUGCGCCUCCCAAGACUAACGGUACUGAGGUAGUCGCAGCAGCCGAUGACCAAGUCGACGCUGCUCUCAACAUCACAUCUUCUACAUCUCCAGCAUCUAUCAUUCAGCCCUCCGACGCCAAGGUCGAGUCCGAGUCAAAGUCAAAGUCAGCCAAUGAUGAAACUGACGCACAGAAGCUCGCUCGAAGACUUGCCAAGAAAGCCCUUCGCAAGCAGCUGAAAGCGUCUCGGGCUUCAUCCAGCGCCGCUGAAGGAUCGCAGUUGGCUCCAAGCCAGAAGAGCAAGAAGUCCAAAGAAGCUAACAAGGACAGGAAAGACAAGAAGAACAAGGCGGGGAAAAAGGAAAAGAAGAAAAAGAAAUUCAAAGCAGAGAACGACCUCCCACCAGCACCGAUAGAGCCACCAACAAAGUCCAACAAGCGCAAACGCACAAACGUAGCAGACGAUGCUGGCGAUAGCAAAAAGCUGAAAGAGAAUAAAGCGGAGAAAAAAGACAGGGACAAGGCGGAGAAGAAGAAAAUGAAGGAGAAACACGAAAAUGCGAAGGAGAUCAAGUCUCCGAGCAAGGCGAAGAGAGAGAAAAAGAACAGAGACGAACAAACAAAACGAAGCGCAGAAUAG